Molecule: messenger RNA, 792 nt
Organism: Perkinsus marinus ATCC 50983
Lineage: Eukaryota; Perkinsozoa; Perkinsida; Perkinsidae
Exons: 4
Coding region: 1-792 (263 amino acids)
Source: RefSeq, a predicted model, not a curated record
AUGCCUUACCUCAACGGAGUAUUCAACCCUAUUUAUAUGGGAAUUAAUGGUCUACUCAUCCUCUUCGCAGUAGCACUGAUAAUUACCUACACCGUCAUCACCUACAACCCCUUAUAUUACGAGUUCUUCGGGGCCCUCCGUAUUGACUCCACCACCAUCAGCUCGGUCCUCAUCCUCAUGCUCAGCCUGUCUGGUAUUAGCUUUGCUGCUGCGAACACUAAAGCCGACUCAUUCCGCUUCCUCCAUGGAGGGUUCUCUGCCAUCAUGACCGUAUGUUGGUUGGUCAUUGCCGUGGCCCUCUGUCAUUGGUCUAUCACAUUCUAUAAGCUAAGACUCGAUCGGGGGGAGAUCACCUUGGUGCCAUCUAGAGAUCGUUACGCCCAGGAUCUGGUAGAUGACCUUUUCAACUCAUUCACCAGAUCGUAUAGUGAGGGUGACUGUCGUGAUGGUGGCUAUGAUAAGGCUACUAAGAUGUUCAUACGGCCCUACUGCAAGGAGUUUCAGACCUUCCGUGAGCUGAUUCGCUUAGCUCGAGAGCCCGAGACCGUUCAACACCUCGAGGAGUGGGAGUACUGUAUGUCUGAUACACCAGCCUUAAGUCAAGCCGACGGACUUUGGUGUCGGCUGAAUGCCCAGCUUAGCUGGGAGAUAGGACAAUUAGUCCAGUGGCUAUGCGCCGCUUCCUGGAUCGUAUUUGUGCUUCUGGCUGCGUCAACAGUCGUCAGCCUUAUUGGUGGCGGAAAUAGCUCGACUACUGAUGACGGUGAUGAGGAAAGGGAACGCUUGAUGUAG